CCACCAGGGCUCCUCCUCACAUAGCCUAGCAUGUAGUAAAUGCUCAAUCCGCGCUUGCUUAACAAGCAUCUGCUGUGUGUCCGGCACAAUCCUAGGUAGCAGGCCCAUAGGGAUGAGGAGGCUAUGGGACCUUCCCGUGAGGAGCUGAGCGUCAAAAGGGGAAAGAUGACAUGUAAAAUAAUGACUCGAGUCCAGAAUUGUAAGAUAUAGUAUAAUAGGGAGUUUGGAGAGCACAGAGGAAAAAGAAAAUAAACUAACUUGGAGACUCAGCGAAGUCUUCCAGAGGGAGUGAUGAUGGGCUAAACUAGGAGAUAUUUUUGCUAAACUAAGAAGUCCUGCAGGCUGAGGGGGAAAUCAUGGAUCAAGGCAAGAAGAGACUCGGUGGGCAGUCACACGAAGUAUUGAUAGGCUCUACCAUCAUUUGGAGUGGGAAACGUGCCUUACGUACCCAAUGUGAGAAGGGUCAGGUGGCCAUGCUGUUACGGGAGUUCUAAGAAUAUUUCUCUGACCAUAUUGUUUUUAAUCAGCCAGAUGAAUUUUAUCACAAAGCAGUGAAAAUGUUAUAGUCACCUUUGGUGAAGCAAGUUAUAACUUACUUAGGAUUUCUGGUCUGCCUUGUUCUAGAAAUUGGGCUGACAUAACAAGAAACUAUUAAUAGAGAAACAGGAAAUGGAAACUAGAGAUGCAAGGAAUAAGGCAGUUUCCCAAGGUUCUUUUUUUUUAAUCUAUGCAUAAAAUAUGAAAAGCGGAGAAGUACACACUUUGAACAAGUCUCCCAAGAUACUCUAACCAAAGGAUAGGCUGGUUAAUUUUCAAAGUGGAGGGGGGAAAAAAGACACAAUGGUAGCUUUUUAAAGUUUUCCAGAAUAGCACAAAUAAUUCCUGAAUGCCCUGUGCCCAGCUUCCCCGACUGGUAACAUUUUACUAUGUUGCAUUCUCCCUCGACCUCUCUCUUUUCUUUGCCCUUCGAGCAAUACAUUUCUUUGAGCCCAUCUAAGAAUGAUCCCAAUCCUCACGCACCUUUAUGUAGGCCUAAGAACGCCAGUAUUUCCUACAAAUGAAGAGUGCUCUUGCACAAUCCCGCUGGUCUUCAUUUUUCCUACUCAGAGAAUGACUUACCUGCGUUUAAAUGAAAUAAUAUACUGCUGUAUUUUUACGUCUAUUCCUUGAUAGAAAGGAGCCCUGGUGCCCAGUGGUUAGGUGCUCAGCUGUGAACCCACAGGUCUGCCAACCAAACCCACCAGCCGCUCUGUGGGAGCAAGAACAGGCACUCUGCUUCCAUGGAGACCGAGUCCUGCAAGGCCUGUGGGCUGUGUGGUGCUGUGCUGUCCUGCAGAGUUCCUAUGAGUCAGAACCCACUCACCAGCACCAGCCAUGGGUCCUCUUUUGGGUUUUAUGUGGGUUUGUCUGAACUGCCUUUUUCUUUUUUUUUGCUUACCAAUAAAGAAGGUAGGCGAUCUGGUGAUUCUGCAUCGACACCACGGGCUCCUGGGUGGCACACCACUGUCAACAGGCCACUCUGCUUCCAAGAGUCCGCGGUUCUUCUGCUCUCGCAUGCCGGUAGAAACUGCUGAGGGGAUGGGCAGGGAGGCCUGGUGGUGUGUAAACCCGUGAGUGCACAUUUCAUCUUUAUCCUGUGGCCAGCAGAGAUCCAGGGAAAGGUUUCCUGCCGGGGGCACCUGUGUUUUCUGAGAUCCUUUGACAUUCCUUUGGCAGGAGGUAGAAAUCAGAGCAUGAAGCCAUGAAUUACUUGGGCAAAUCCCUGGGCAUAUCUGUGGCCAGGCAGAAGAGAGCCUUCUCCGGCGUAAUGCACCCUGUUCUUUCCUGUGUCUUUCAGAGCUGGUUAAAGUCAUACGGCUAUCUACUUCCCUAUGCCUCGCGGGCAUCUGCGUUGCACUCGGGGAAGGCCUUACAGUCCGCAGUCUCCACUAUGCAGCAGUUUUACGGGCUCCCAGUCACCGGUGUGUUGGAUCAGACAACGAUCGAGUGGAUGAAGAAGCCUCGAUGUGGGGUCCCCGAUCACCCCCACCUGAGCCGUAGGCGGAGGAACAAGCGCUAUGCCCUGACGGGGCAGAAGUGGAGGCAAAAACACAUUACCUACAGCAUCCACAACUACACCCCAAAGGUGGGGGAGCUGGACACCCGGAAGGCUAUCCGCCAGGCUUUCGAUGUGUGGCAGAAGGUGACGCCGCUGACCUUUGAAGAGGUGCCCUACCACGAGAUCAAAAGUGACCGGAAGGAGGCAGACAUCAUGAUCUUUUUUGCUUCUGGUUUCCAUGGCGACAGCUCCCCCUUUGAUGGCGAAGGGGGAUUCCUGGCCCAUGCCUACUUCCCUGGCCCUGGGAUUGGAGGAGACACUCACUUUGACUCCGAUGAGCCAUGGACGCUGGGAAAUGCCAACCAUGAUGGCAACGACCUCUUCCUGGUGGCGGUACACGAACUGGGCCACGCGCUGGGCCUGGAGCACUCCAACGACCCCAGCGCCAUCAUGGCGCCCUUCUACCAGUACAUGGAGACGCACAGCUUCAAGCUGCCCCCGGACGACCUCCAGGGCAUCCAGAAGAUCUAUGGACCCCCAGCAGAGCCUCUGGAGCCCACCAGGCCCCUCCCCACACUCCCCGUGCGCAGGAUCCACUCACCGGAGAGGAAGCAUGAGCGCCAGCCCAGGCCCCCUCGGCCACCCCUCGGGGACCGGCCAGCCACUCCGGGAGCAAAGCCCAACAUCUGCGAUGGCAACUUCAACACCGUGGCCCUCUUCCGGGGCGAGAUGUUUGUGUUUAAGGAUCGCUGGUUCUGGCGCCUGCGCAACAACCGGGUACAGGAGGGCUACCCCAUGCAGAUCGAGCAGUUCUGGAAGGGACUGCCCGCCCGCAUAGACGCAGCCUACGAGAGGGCUGAUGGCAGAUUUGUCUUCUUCAAAGGUGACAAGUACUGGGUGUUUAAGGAGGUGACGGUGGAGCCCGGGUACCCCCACAGCCUGGGGGAGCUGGGCAGCUGCCUGCCCCGGGAAGGCAUCGACACCGCUCUGCGCUGGGAGCCUAUGGGCAAGACCUACUUCUUCAAAGGCGAGCGGUACUGGCGCUACAGCGAGGAGCGGCGGGCCACAGACCCCGGCUACCCCAAGCCCAUCACCGUGUGGAAAGGCAUCCCGCAGGCGCCCCAGGGGGCCUUCAUCAGCAAAGAAGGAUAUUACACCUACUUCUAUAAGGGCCGGGACUACUGGAAGUUCGACAACCAGAAACUGCGGGUGGAGCCGGGCUACCCGCGCAGCAUCCUGCGAGACUGGAUGGGCUGCAACCAGAAGGAGGUGGAGCGGCGUAAGGAGCGGCGGCUGCCCCAGGACGACGUGGACAUCAUGGUGACCAUCAACGACGUGCCCGGUUCCGUGAAUGCCGUGGCCGUGGUCAUCCCCUGCAUCCUGUCCCUUUGCAUCCUGGUGCUGGUCUACACCAUCUUCCAGUUCAAGAACAAGGCGGGCCCGCAGCCUGUCACCUACUACAAGCGGCCGGUCCAAGAGUGGGUGUGAGCAGCCCCACGCCCUGUGUCCACUCGCUCUGGCCAGGCUGGCCCCUCCUCACCAGGGCCUGAGGGGCAGCUCCAGCCGCUGCCCACCCGGGGCCAUCAGGGCCCUAGGCCAGGGGCCUUGAAGCUGAAGUGGUGGGUGCAUUGGCCUAGGCUGAGGGCCUGGCAGGGAGCGAUCGGGUGCUGUUGCCAGGGUGGGUGUCUGGCACCCAGCUGCCAGCCUUCUAUCCUGGGUACACUACUCCCUAUUCAAGGGAAGAGCCCCAGCCCCCUCAGGAGGAACCCUGCCAGGGGGUGCCUCUAUGGUCACCACAUCUCAGCCUGCCCAGGAGGCACCAGAGCCCCAUUCCUGGCAUGGGUUCAGCACCCUCCAUGGGACGCUAGCCCUUGCUCUUGCCUCCAGCUGCGAGAUACUACCAGUCCCAGCCCCCUUUUGCCAACACCUGCUGGUCAGAUGUCCCCCUCCCCACAAGCCCCACUGUCCUCCAGUGCUCCAACAUGGUGGGCAGUGAGCCUAGGUUUUCCUGCUGACACAGCAGACCCCUCAGGAGACCUGCUCCACAGUCUGGCCUCUCUGCGGAGACCCUGAUUUUGGGUCACAUGCUGCAGGCAGGGCUGUGGCCCAGCUGGGCCUAACAAGGACCCAGCAGUCACGUGGUGAAUAUUGAAAUGUCCUCUCACUCCUGUGGAAGACCCAUUUUGCAAAGGCAGUUCAAGGGUUUCGGUGAAGCAGAGAUGAGGCUCCUAUGGCCACCGGCCCUCCGCUAGGUGGUCAGUGUAAGGUAGUUGAGAGACCAAAUCAGUCGAAUUAGAGCAAACAGGCUUUAUUGGGGAGAAAAACCCAGCCUGGGCGAAGUCCCACAGUCAACAGCGUCCGGCCGAGGGAUUCGCACUCCAGACUACAGGAGUGGUGUUUAUAUGGCCGGGGAACAUGUGACUGGGCUGCCUUGAGUCCAUAUAAGGUAAAGUAGUCAGGGAUUGAGAGAUACAGGUAUGUCCGGGUUUCUGGAAUAUAAGGUGUCUUCCUGGUUCCGGGUGUAUUCCUGCCAGGUGCAGAGCAGCGAGCCAAGAACAAAGCAGGCACUGAGCCAAACGGGUCGUGAACAAAACGGGCCAUGAGUAAAAGAAAAAAAAAACCUUGCAAA
Molecule: messenger RNA, 4667 nt
Organism: Echinops telfairi (small Madagascar hedgehog)
Lineage: Eukaryota; Metazoa; Chordata; Mammalia; Afrosoricida; Tenrecidae
Gene: MMP24
Product: matrix metallopeptidase 24
Exons: 8
Coding region: 1742-3526 (594 amino acids)
Biological process (GO): extracellular matrix organization; proteolysis; collagen catabolic process
Cellular component (GO): extracellular matrix
Molecular function (GO): zinc ion binding; metalloendopeptidase activity
Source: RefSeq, a predicted model, not a curated record